AUGGCGUGCUAUGACUAUGCCGUGACGUUUCUGCGCGAAGUCCGCUUGGUGUGGAGAAGCGAUAUGUCAAUAGCUGAAGCCAAUUUCCUUGUUAACCGUUACGCGCUGCUGCUCUGGGUCACCGUUCAGUCGCUUAUUUUCUUUCCUCCCUUUAAACCGACUGAGAAGGUAGUCCUUGCGAUUGUGUUCUCUGCCGACCGUGUCUUCGCUGUGAGUGCUCGGGAUUGGAGGCCAACAACUGUGGCCAUCAUGCUCGGUAUAAUCCCUUUUAUCGCAAACUUGUCAAUUACUCGACGGAGAGCGUUAACAUACGCGAGGACAACGUACACGGUUGUCCAACUACUUCAAGAUUAUCUAAUGCGAUCAACGACAAGUAAGCUACCUUCCUAUGCUGCUCGUCCACCACUAUCUGAUUAUGCCUCAGAAUGGUCAUCUUCACGCGCACUUGUUCUAUAG
This is a messenger RNA of Laetiporus sulphureus 93-53, 456 nucleotides long. RefSeq lists its product as uncharacterized. The coding region runs from base 1 to 456 and encodes 151 amino acids. Lineage: Eukaryota; Fungi; Basidiomycota; Agaricomycetes; Polyporales; Laetiporaceae. The record is from RefSeq and is a predicted model, not a curated record. The transcript has 5 exons.